Microstroma glucosiphilum is the source of this 4242-nucleotide messenger RNA. RefSeq lists its product as hypothetical. Gene Ontology annotation, molecular function: ATP binding; protein serine/threonine kinase activity. Gene Ontology annotation, biological process: protein phosphorylation. The transcript has 2 exons. The record is from RefSeq and is a predicted model, not a curated record. The coding region runs from base 1 to 4242 and encodes 1413 amino acids. Lineage: Eukaryota; Fungi; Basidiomycota; Exobasidiomycetes; Microstromatales; Microstromataceae.
AUGCCUGCCGCUACGGGCCUUGCCCCAAAUGGCACGACCGGUCAGACUUCGUCGGCAACAGGUCCGAAGGCAGCUCCCAUAACGAAGACACCUUCUCCGAGCAGAGGCGCCCUGAAGAACCUCUUUAGCCCUGACCCGCUCAAGGCCGUAGGGGUGAGCAAGAUGCCCGAGGCAAGGUCAUCCACAAGCAAUCUUGCACGUAACGCACCCGCCGACAGUCUUUGCCCUCCGCCUAUACGCACCAAGAUUUCACUAGCUGCUGGUGAGGGUCCCUGGAGUGUGAGCGUAGCAGAAGCUGGAGAGGAGCGUAAGCCGAGAAAGAAGGGCAAGCCAAAGGCGGCAACACCGAUGCAAUCCUACACCCUCUACAUUACUACACCAACCCAUAAUCUCACACUGCAACGGAGCGUCGAAGACAUCAUGGAGUUGGACAUGAAGCUACGACAAGCCGGCAAUGUCUCCCUGCCGAAGCUUCCGAAACUCCUGCUCUCGUCUAAUGUGCCUUCUAUCCCAGCGUCUCCUUCGCCUUCGCAUGGCGGCAGCCGCAGGUUGCUCCAGACGAUCUCGCGCACUUUGUCUCCGGGCAGUCCACGCCAUCGGACCACCCUCAAGCAGAUCACAAAGUCAUUAGCUUCUGGCCCGCCUACUACUUCCACUGCGCCGUCUACUGCCACAGCAGCGACCGGUACAGAUGGCACCGCUCCACCUGUCCCUGUUCCAGAAAGUUCGUCGGCGCAGUCACCAGCACCUGAGGACACAGUGGUCGCAAACGGAAAGAUCACGUCUGGACUUGUCAAUUACUUUACGACGCUGUCUAAUCUUCCCACAAUCAAGACUGCCAAGCCAUGGAAGGAGUUCACAAGGGUACGGACGGAUGAUCUGGAGAGCCAGAGAGUCGAGCGGAGAGUCCACCGUGUUCGUAGUGAUCUCGCUUCGCACAGCAAGUCUGCUGUAGCACCCACCAACGUCAACGUGGGCGGCGAAGGAGGGCGACGUGCAGAUGAAAGUCAGUCCGAUAUUGGUGAGGACUGGGCUGGUCGAGGGACCGAAGACGAGCGCGAGAACGGAUCGACGAGCGGUCGUAGCGGAUCGAGACAAUCGUGGAACGCUGGCCAUGCGAUGGCCCUUACACGUACUGCAUCGGGACGGUCUAGUGCAGGCGAGGAAGAGGUCGGUACGAGCGGAGCAGCAGCGGCCAAGAAGGCCAGCCCCCACUUUGCGAAUAUUCCCGAGGAGUCUGAAAAGGAGAAAGAAGCAGUAGCCUCUUCUCAGCAGCAACACCUGACGACCGAAACCUCGCAGACCAAUACCAGCGGCGACAGCUCAUGGGCAGACGGUAGCGCUGAAGGUAAUAAAGCUGAGGGUGCCCCUGCGAAGAAGUCUCCGAACCGGAGGAGAAAAUCAGACCGGUCUAGAUCAGAUAAAGUCACAGUGGACGACUUUGAGAUGAUUCGAGUGCUUGGGAAGGGUUGUGCUGGUAAGGUCCUCCUCGUCCGCCAUAAGCCUACAACGGGCCUCUUCGCCAUGAAGUCAAUACACAAGCGCCACGUCUUGGCCCAUCAAGAGCUGCAACAUACCCUUACCGAACAAGCCGUCCUCAAGCGCAUGGCUCGGGAAGCAUUGGACCCUUUCUGCGUGAAGCUCUGGUGGAGCUUUCACGACAAGCAGAACCUCUACCUUGUCAUGGACUUCCACCCCGGCGGAGACUUGGCCACACAGCUCUCUCGCUGGGGCAGGCUAGGACGCGAUCGCGCUCGCUUCUAUGCGGCUGAGAUCGUCGAGGGUGUCGAAGGCUUGCACAAGGCAGGAGUCAUUUACCGGGAUCUGAAGCCGGAGAAUGUACUCAUUGCAGCUGAUGGCCACAUCGUCCUUUCGGACUUUGGCCUCUCGAAGGAAUUUCCUGACCGACGUGCUGAUCGAAUGCGAGAACGCGGCUGCACCACUCCUCCGCCUCUCUCGCCGCCCCGAUCCAACUCGAGCCGCGACUUGACGACCGCGACAGCCAUGACUGCGACGACUUCGGGCACGGAAAGCCCAAAGACUAGACGUCCACCCUGGGUGUCUGCCUCUGAGGAGGGUACAUCCACUGCUCCCUCGACAAAGAGGGAAGAGAGGGACAUGACGACGACCUUCUGUGGUACCGCCGAGUACCUCGCUCCGGAAGUCAUUCAGGGCGCAGCGUACUCGUACGAGGUAGACUGGUGGUCUUUUGGCACUAUGCUGUACGAGUUCCUGGUAGGUGUCACGCCGUUCUGGGCCGAUACGCAUGCAGAUAUGUACAUCCGCGUACUGCACGACGAGCUCGUCUUUCCGGAAGAUCGAGUGCUGGACUCUGACACCAAAGGCUUCUUGAGGGGUUUGCUCCAGCGCAAUCCGAUGCUGAGGAUGAAGGAGCCACGCAUCAAGAAGCAUCCCUACUUUUCGAUGAUCGAGUGGGAUCACGUGUACCACAAGAGGUACAUUCCGCCGUACGUCCCACCUAUCAAUCCUUUGGAUGAAACGGACACGCAGAACUUCGAUGAAGCGUUCUUGGACAUGCAGCCGGUCGUUCAAGACGAGGAGGACGAUGCCGAGACCGUGGAUCCGGAAGAAAAGCAGAAUGGUGACGACGACGACGGAGAUGCUGGUACUAGAGUGGGACACGGUGACGAAGAGUCGGCACAGCCUCCAGAAGGUGAUGCGACGGCAACGAUGACAACAUCACCCCUGAAGCCCAGCGAGGCUCUAGCCAAGUCUCUCACUGCAGCGGAUGGCAAGAGUCUCUUUGACGGCUACUCCUUUCGAGGCCGCAAAGACUCGGGCUCGAUGCGCUCUUCCUUCCGCUCUGAAAGUAUCGACAGCGAUCUGGCAAGCGAGCUCGUUGCUUCGGAGAACGCACUGGAGAACACACUGAGAUCAGCCCGAGGCGCUGCUUCUGAUCCUCCACCGCCCGAGAGAUCUCCUACGCCUACACCAGCAGAAGCGUAUGCUCAUUCGCAAUUGGAGGCUGAGAGGAAGACUCCUGUCGCGCCCGGCCCAGCGUCUUCUGCCGAUCUGCCCAGGUCUUCUACUACUGUGAGGCCCUCCGAUGAUGCUCUAUACCAUCGCGUCUCGGUGGAGAUACCUGCUUCCGCUAUUCUGGCAACCUCGCUGCCAACGAUCUCCUCGCCGCCGACCUCUCCCAUGCUGUCUGCUGCACCACCUCUAUUCCAGCCGGUACCUCAACGUCCUCGGAAGGAGGAGAUUGUCGUCGCCGACGACGAGCUCGAGCCAAGCGGCGAGGAUGAUGACACGGCAACAAGAGAAGCCGUCUUUGCCCUGGCUGCUCUUGAGCGACAGGCAAGCCAAGAUCAGUCUUUGCUGAAUGCGGAGGGCAUGACCACAACAUCUACGCUUGCUACGUUAGCCGCCGCUCACGAUCAAGGUGAUCAGGGUGGGCAAUCGACAUCGCAAUCACGAGGCGGGCGAAGCGCUACUGCUCUUCCGACUACCCGAGAGAAGACUGUCGGAGACGCAGACGACGAGGACGAUGGAGAGGAAGAGGAGGAGUGGGACCUGGUCGACACUGCCAUCCCCUCAUCAACCAGCGGCCGCGGCUUGCCUUCAGAUGUGAAUGGCGGUAAAGGACAGAAUCUCUUUGCACGAGGCGUCGUGGACACCUACAGAAUGCUGCGACGUCAGGACUCCAUGCGACCUACAGGCGGUGCAGCACAAGGCUCGGGUGCGAUUCCGCCUCGACCUUUCAGUCGGCUGGCAGGACGGAGAAAAGGGGCGAAUGCAUCUGCUGAGAUGACAAGACCUAGCAAGGCGGAUCUCAAGUCCGGCAGCGUUGUGUCUCUGGACUCAAGCGGCAACGUAGCUGCCAAUGGUAGAAGCAGUGCUGCCAAAGACGCACCAAGCAGACUCGUCGCCGAUGGCAGUCCAGAAGGAGGGCGCCGCCCAUCGGAAGGUGUAGCGAGGGCCUCAAGUGGAGCUCCAGGCGGGGAAUCGACUAGUGACAGUGCCCGUCCUUCUGGAGAGGCAGCCGUGGAAAGCGGCAAGACCAGAGCUACAAGCACCAGCUCCGACCUCAAUGCAUCAAGCUUCGCUGCCGUCAGCUCUCCACCCUCUGCGGCUGCUGCUGCCAGUGCUGCCAAUGCAUCAGUGGCGGCAUCUGCGAGCAAUGGUGGGCCUGUUCAUGCCAAUGGGAAUGCAGACCUCCAGAAGCGUCAGUCUAGGAUUCGUCGGAGGUUCACAACCUUCUUCGAGCAAGCGGCUAGGUGA